CGCGCCCGAAGAUUUCCAAUCGGCACAGACGAUGCCUGGAAAGCUUGAUUCUCGUCUAAUCAACAUCAAUAUACGCAAAAUGUGUCGUCUUAGUUCGAUUACUUGGUACUCUUACCAGCCGCGAAGACUUGUGAUAGCACGAGUGGUCCGCGAGACGCGAGGCAGUCUUCUGGAACCGCGAAUUGAUUGCGGACGAGGGACAGGAUAUGACCGAGUGACUGGGUAGAGCCGGCGCAGUGUCUCUUAUACGGCUAGAAGAGCUGCGUGUUCCUUCUUCCCUGGAUGAUGUCUGCUCGGUUUUCUGUCGCUCUUCUUGACCACCGCUGUCGCUAUCAUCAUGCCAAGCGCUCGUCGUGGACGCACCGGGAGGUCGCGUCUGUGUCGGACACUGUGUUGUGCCACAUAUUUACAUCUUACUGUGGCAAUGGCGCAAACAGUCGUAGCUAGCCAGACGGAUGUGACGGCUGUAGCGGCAGAAAUGUUAGCAGCCAGUGGCGUUGAUUUGAUACCAUCGGAUCAUCGAAUCGCUUUUAUAGCUUCUGCGCUCAAGACUUCGACGAAGUUUCCCACGGGUCUCAUACCUUCAGCUCCUCGAACUUCAUCCAUUGUGCCAUCGGAGAUUGAGGAGCGCUUCUUUCCCACGGGCCUCAUACCGUCGGCACCUCGGUCUUCAAGUACAGUACCAGCGCCUAUUACCACGAUUUCUGAGGGCACUCCAACACCAGCACAUACGGCGCUGAUACCUUCCGCACCAGUCUCCUCAAUACCAGAGCCGACCACUUUAAGUACAAUUACUUUUCCCACACUUACUCUUCCCGCCCCCACCAACGGUACAGUCCCGGUUGGCACCACCAAUGUCAUCCCCACGUUCUCGCCAACGGGUAUGACAUCCACACAAGAAGGUCUCCACCCCAUACCAGCACCGAGUACCAAUCCUGGUGAUCCAGAUGGUCACCACGAAGUUCCAGAGCCCAACUUCACAAUCACAGUCCCAUGUCGCGGGUGUUCACCUGUUGUCGAGAUCACAGCUACAGGUUGGGGAACUGUGCCCACAUUCCCAAUCAAAAUCCCGCCUGCACAAGAGGUAGAGACAAAAGCGAGCAGCUCUCCAGUCAUAACCCUUUCCGUUGGCCCAUCCAAUGUGGUGAUCAAACCCAACCCAUCGGGCAGCGACUUCGUCAUUGGCGAUUCCACAACCAUAAAACCCGGCCAAACCGUCACAGUAGGCGGCUCCCCCGUCGCAGUCCACACCUCCAAUGGCCACACCGACGUGAUCAUCGGUGGCACGCAGACUAUGCCUCUACAGCCGCCCACCAACCCACCCGUCGCCACAGUAACAGUAGGCGGCAGCCCUAUCGCCAUCAAACCAGCGCCCUCCAGCGGCGCCUUCCUCAUCGGCGACUCCACCGUCGCCCCCGGCCAAACCCUGACCCUCUCGAACACUCCUAUUGCCAUCCACACCUCGGGUGCCCUCACACAAAUCGUCGCAGGCACCCAGACCAUCCCUCUCGCCCCAGCGGACGCACAGAUUACAGACGCCCCCGUCCCCAUCCCUAUCGCCCUCCCAAACGGCGCCACACUGACACCGCUCCCGAUAGGAGCAGAUGGCUCGAGUCCCCAGGGUUACAUCCUCGCCUCGCAAACCCUCCUCCCCGGCGGCGCCCCCAUCGUCGUUUCGGGGACCACCUACGCCCUCGCACUGGGCGCCACCGCGCUCGCGAUAAACGGGCAAACAACCACCCUACGCCCGUCUUACGGCGCGCUCCUGACCACCGUGGCUGCUCCGCCAUUGACGCUCUUCGGCACGGUGUAUACGGCGAAUCGCGCGGGGUACUAUGCCCUCGCGCCGGGGACAACGCUGGUGCCUGGCGGUCCGGCCGUGACGGUGAGUGGGACGGUGAUUAGCCUUGUGCCGGAGGGAACGGCGGCGGUUAUCCAGGGGAGCACGAGUGCGAUGCAGCCGCUCACUGCGGUGGUUACCGUUGUAACGAGUGGGGAUGGAGUUGGGCAGACGGGGAGCAUGGAGGGCGCGCCGCUGCCGACGGUGGGGAAGCAUAGUGCUGGGAUGAAUAUGAAGAGGGGAGGGGCGUGGAUUGACGAGGUGCUCGUGCUGGGGAUGCUCGUUGUGGCGUGGUUGGGGAUUCGGUUGUGAGGGCUAUGGGGUGGCGUUGCAUGGGUGGAGUUACGGACUGUUUGACAUCAGGUUCGACUUCUUUCCUCGACCAGCUUGGACGUGUAUCGGGCAAGUACAAAACAUGCGCAGGACGGGAUCCCUCGCAUGAAAUCGAGCGGAGAUACAGUACCAUGCCUAUAUUCU
This is a messenger RNA of Paraphaeosphaeria sporulosa, 2317 nucleotides long. RefSeq lists its product as uncharacterized. Bases 338 to 2152 code for a protein of 604 amino acids. The record is from RefSeq and is a predicted model, not a curated record. The transcript has 3 exons. NCBI's taxonomy places the organism in Eukaryota, Fungi, Ascomycota, Dothideomycetes, Pleosporales, Didymosphaeriaceae.